Molecule: messenger RNA, 5687 nt
Organism: Rhinolophus ferrumequinum (greater horseshoe bat)
Lineage: Eukaryota; Metazoa; Chordata; Mammalia; Chiroptera; Rhinolophidae
Gene: ABHD15
Product: abhydrolase domain containing 15
Exons: 2
Coding region: 17-1423 (468 amino acids)
Molecular function (GO): short-chain carboxylesterase activity; monoacylglycerol lipase activity
Source: RefSeq, a predicted model, not a curated record
GUUCUCUUGCCUCGCCAUGCCGCCGUGGGGCGCCGCCCUCGCCCUGCUCCUGGCCGCGCUUGCCCUGCUUGGCCUGCUCGCCCGGCGGCUGCGGCGCCGGGAGAGGGGCGCCGUCGGAGCCAGGACCCUGCCGGGGGCCCAGGGCCAGGACGACGGCGAGGAGGUGGACGGCGGAAGCCUGGCAAAUCAGUUUAGCGACGCGCGUGAGCCGCUGCCCGGCGGGUGCAGGCUCAUCUGUAAGCCGUCGGCGCUGGCCCAGUGCCUGCUGCGCGCCUUGCGACGCUCGGCAGCGCUGGAGCCCGGCCCGCGCUCCUGGCUCUCGGGUCCCCACCUGCAGACCCUCUGCCACUUCGUGUUGCCGGUGGGGCCAGGGCCUGAGCUGGCCCGGGAGUACCUGCAGUUGGUGGACGACGGGCUGGUGGCCCUGGACUGGGUGGUGGGACCUUGUGCCCGGGGCCGCCGGGUCACCAACGCCGGGGGCCUUCCGGCGGUGCUAUUGGUGAUACCCAAUGCGUGGGGACGCCUCACCCGCAACGUGCUGGGCCUCUGCCUGCUCGCCCUGGAGCGUGGCUACUAUCCUGUCAUCUUCCACCGCCGCGGCCACCACGGCUGUCCGCUGGUCAGCCCCCGGCUGCAGCCUUUCGGGGACCCGUCGGAUCUCAAGGAGGCGGUCACUUACAUCCGCUUCCGACACCCGGCGGCCCCGCUGUUCGCUGUGAGCGAAGGCUCAGGCUCGGCACUGUUGCUGUCCUACCUGGGCGAGUGCGGCUCCUCCAGCUACGUGACCGGCGCCGCCUGCAUCUCGCCGGUGCUGCGCUGCCGCGAAUGGUUUGAAGCCGGCCUGCCCUGGCCCUACGAGUGGGGCUUUCUACUCCACCAGAAGAUCGCCCUCAGCAGGUAUGCCACGGCGCUGGAGGACACAGUGGACACCCGCAAACUGUUCAGGAGCCGCUCCCUGCGAGAGUUUGAGGAGACCCUCUUCUGCCACACUAAGAGUUUCCCCAUUAGCUGGGACACCUACUGGGACCACAACGACCCGCUCCGGGAUGUGGACGAGGCCGCUGUACCUGUGCUGUGUAUCUGUAGCUCUGAUGACCCUGUGUGCGGGCCCGCAGACCACUUUCUGCCCACUGAACUCUUUCACAGCAACCCCUACUUCUUCCUCCUGCUCAGUCACCAUGGAGGCCACUGCGGUUUCCUACGUCAGGAGCCCUUGCCAGCCUGGAGCCACGAAGUCAUCUUGGAGUACUUCCGAGCCUUGACUGAGUUCUUCCGAACAGAAGAGAGGAUAAAAGGGCUGAGUAGGCGCCGAGCUUCGUUUCUAGGGGGCCGGCGUCGCUGGGGAACCCUGCAGAAGCGGGAGGUCUCUCCCUCGUCCAGUCUGGAAGACAUCUUUAGCUGGAAGCGAUCAUAUACGAGGUGAGACCUGGCCCCAGAACCUGCCUGUCCUGCAAGGAAGAAUAAAACUGGACAUGGCAGAGUCCUGAAGAGCUGGUGAGGACAGCGGGCAAGCGGCUCCAGCUCUUGGCCACUGAUUCAGCCCCUUCUCUCUUAAAGUGACCUGUGGAAAGCGGUGGAACUUCCAGCUAACUGGCGCUCACUUUACUCUGAGCAGAACUGCUGCCCAUGCUCUCCUCAACACAUUCCUGCUCAGCGGCUGGGCAUUCUCCAUCACUGUCUCCUGUCACGCAUCUCCACAAGCCAAAGAAUAGCAGCAUUCAAGCCCGUGGACUCUGGAGAAAAUGCUCUCUCUCUAGCAACGACUACAAAGAUGAGUUAUGUGUGACAUUGGGUAGCUCUCUCCCACAUAAAUAAUCAGCUCUGUGACUCGGAUUCUCAAGCUGGAGCCACUUGAUGUAGAGAGGACAGGAUGUUUGUGUCUCGGUCCCACUUCCCUCAUUUCGUUCUGCCGUGGUGACAUUCUGGCUGACUUCAUGCGGUGGCAGCUAUGGAAGCAGGCUCAUGGAGCCACGUGGCUGCGUCAGUUUUAUGUGAGUGUGAGAAAGGUGGCAAAGGCAGUAAGUGCAGUGCUAAGGCCGGGUGGGUGAGAGCGACGAGGUAGAGUGUGAAUGCCUGUUUCUGUAAUACUCAGGUCCAGUCUUUCCGACAAUUUCUGCAAGUCUCGGGUGGGCAUGCGGCUGGUCUGCAGCUUCAGCCUAGAACCUCAAGCUUCACUGGAGAGAUGCCAAGAAUGAUUUUAGGAACAGGAAGUCCUUGCACGCCAUCUGCUAGACCACGGCUCAAGGAGCCAGACUCUCAGGCACUCUAGCUGCUUCCUCUGGUACCAUUUCUGGGGAUUACUCCAGAGAGAACCUAGCCAGAGCUGUUUUUCUCCUGAGAUGCGGGCUUUCUCUAAGUGGUGAAAAGUAUAAACCUCACAUCUUAGCUGUUUUCUUGUUAGCUACCCUCUUUUCUGACAUUACUACCAGCCUCUUCCUCUCCAGAGCCUGGAGAGACAUCUGGGACCAGAGAAAACAAAACUUGUAAGAGGUUGGUUAGAGCUGACUCAGCAAUUUAUGAAUAUUUCGCAUUGCUAUGUUUUUUCUGCUCAGUUAUUCAAAAGGCCAUCCAUGUAGAUGCAGAAAACGUUUCUUCCUGGAUCUGGCCACUCGGUGACUGAGUGGGUGUUUGAUUUUAUGAGGAAUAAUGCUGAAGACCAGAGUAGAAUAAGGCAUUGUACAGAUUGAUCCACACAGGCUGGUUUGGAUCAGGCCAUUCAAUAAUACAACUGGACCUCUGGCUCCACGUGCUGCUAAGAGCUUUGCCCUGAAGUUUUACUUUGUCGUUGAGAAAGAGGGCCCAUGUUUUGACAGGAAGCUCUAUCCUGGUCUCGCAAACAGCAAAACAAUUUUAAAGAGGAAAAAUGUUUACUGAAGCCAUGUCCUAAGGCUUGGUACCAGGACUUCCUGGGGCCGUGACUUCAGGUUUGGGUAAUCUUAAGCCUUGUUCUUCUAGAUCAGGGGUGUCAAAACUGCGGCCUGUGGGCCAACUGCGGUCUGCAAUCCAUUGUUAAUUGGCCCGCAACAAAUUCCAAAAAUAUAUUUAGUUUACUUAAAUAAACCAGGUGAGGCAAUACGUCCUUCACCUCGAGUGAGUGGCCCGGCUGUUUGUGUAUUUUACCACAUAAGGCCCUUGGUGAAAACCGUUGAAAAAAGUUUUGACACCCCGGUUCUAGAUCAAAGAAGAAGAAACUCUGAACUAUCUGAGAAUCUACACUGAGACGCAGACAACACUCCCUUGUCUAAGGCACAUUCUCCUGUCAUGAAAAAAUGUACCUCCUUCCUUGCCCACUUCUUGCUCCUCCACAUUCCUCCUCUAACGUUCUUUCUCUUUCACCGUUUCUGAGGAGGAGAAAUAACAAGGAACUGAAAUCUAAAGAAGCCACUCUCCUCCUGGUUAACAGCCUUGUGGUCUCACUUGGUGAGGGAGAAUUGAUGACAUCAGGCCACGCCCCUCCCCCAGCACCUGGUACAGUGGGAAUUUCAGUUAAUUAGGGUCCUGCAGUCCCAUAUGCAAGACCCUAGGAUCAUUCAGAGCUGACUGCAAAAUGGGAAGGAGCCCAGUGGUUUUUAACCCCCCCACCCCGACUUAAAUGGCCCCUAAGAGCUAAAUCUGUGUUGUUUCUCUAAGACAGAUACGACGGGACUCUGGUUCUUUAAGAUAAUAGCUUUUGGAGAAAUUGUGGUUGGUUUUCCUGUCUUUUUUUUUUUUUUCCAAAUAGGAAAGAAAGCCUGUGGAAGGGAUAUAUAUGAUCUUAAAGCUCUCAGAACAGCCCUAGUCCUAAUUCCUUUGGACCCACAAUCCUAAUGACCUAAACCCUUAAGCAUUUCUCCUGCGUGUCCCUUGUGCCAAAUGUGCUCAUAGCCCAUCUCAGGAAGCUACUUAUCUCUUAUCUUCCCCUCACUAUGUGACAGCAUCACUGCUUUUCAGCUCAUUUUUGCCAAGAAAGUGUAGUUCCUGUUCAAGCAGAUUUGGGAGACCUUGUCCUUCAGUCUAAGGGUGAAGGAAUCACCCAAAUUGGCUCUGCUUCGAUUAAUAGCUAAUUAUAUGGAGCCAAUUGGAGAAACCCUACACACACUAUUCUGAGACAUAUGUGGCCCUUGAACAAAAUGACAAAUUAUAAGUCUGAGAAAGCAAGAAAAAAAAUAACAAAACAAACCCAAAGAAGUACCACUGAGUUGGGGUUUUCCAAGUAGCAAGUUUUUGGCAAUCCUCUCAGGCCUCAUUCACUUGCUUGCCUCCCUUUUGGUCUCUUCAUUAUUUAUAAACACCUUCAAAUGGUAAGGAAACAAACAAAAACAACCCAGUGACUUAAAGGAGGUAUUAUCUCAGAAGUAGAGACUGAGUCCUCUGUACCCAUGGAUCAGAAUGCAGGAAGCAGACAACUGCCUCUACAGGUUUGAGUUCUACCAAGUUCUGACCUCUGAUACUAAAGACUCUGCUAAGCUAGAACUUAAUUCUCUUAAAGAUUUUAUGUAUUUAUACAUAGGUUUCCAGGGUGGCUUGGGUGGAGACAACAGUAUGACAAGGAAAGCACCAAAUCCUCGCUCUGAGAAGACACCAUCUCUGUUUUGAGUGAAGACAUACCUUCUGAGACUUGAGUACUGCUAGAAAAAAGGUCUUGACACAGGAAGUGUUACCUUGGCUUUCUAAAGAACCUCAAAACCACCCCUGAGUCAGAAGCUCGUCUGUACUCAUCUUCCGCCUGGACCACAAGCUCCUGUCAGUCAGUCACCCUCGGUAAUGCCCAGGACGCUUUCUUUACAGAUGAACUUUAGCACGGAUUCAUCUCCUUGCUUAAACAAGCACAUACACUUGGCCACUUUGGUUGAACUUGAUAACAAUGGCAAUAGGAGUAUUUGUGAUUCUACAGCCAAGCCACUAAGGAUGGCAUCAGAAAUUGUUUUCAUAGUUAUCACAGCUGGCAGAGUAAGACUGAGGAAUUAUACUUAAGAGUAUUCGAGUGCCCGGAUAAGGAAAACGCCAGCUCAGGAAGCAGUUAAGUCCCAUGUCAUCGGUGGGCUAUGCAAGCUAGACUGUCACUUGGCAUGUAUCAUGUAGGGGACAUGUGCCGAGAAAUGAGGAGCCUACAUAUAAGGUCUCUUCUCAUCUGGGAGUCGGUGAGUUAAAAUAAUGCUAAUGAGCAGUGGGUUCUGGUCGAUUUAUGGGCUUGAGGAUCAGGAGAUCACAGAUGUGAUCUGGAUUCUGGGAGUUGGGAGACCUAACGAUUUUACUGAACAUAAUCCUGCUAAAGUGACCACAGGAUGGUUUUAAGAUACUCAAUAAUUAUGCUCUAACGUGUCCAGGAAGAGCUAAAAGUUUGAAGGAAAAAUGGAAUUUCAUUAAAACAAACGACAAAAGACACUAACACAUCAAAAGCCAAUGCCUCGAGCCCCUGUGACCUUCCUGUGUAAAAUACUGUUAUUACUAGUGUGGUUGAACAAAACUCUCUCUGACUUGUUUGCCUCUGAAUACUAAAUAAAUUGCAGUCUCCCUGCAACAAUGGAAUGUCAUUGUUUUUUAAAUCUCCAGAAACAAAAUGUGCUGUUUAUCUUCUGAAGCCCUCUGUGUACUGAGCCCUGCUUACCUAUCUGUAGAGUUAACAGUCUCUCUGCACAUUCUCUAUUUGCUGGUUGUUGCUUCACUUCUGUAGAUCUAGCCUUGGGUCCUCUAACACUAACCAAUGG